Messenger RNA from Apiotrichum porosum, 1566 nucleotides. RefSeq lists its product as uncharacterized. Lineage: Eukaryota; Fungi; Basidiomycota; Tremellomycetes; Trichosporonales; Trichosporonaceae. Gene Ontology annotation, molecular function: transmembrane transporter activity. Gene Ontology annotation, biological process: transmembrane transport. Gene Ontology annotation, cellular component: membrane. Bases 1 to 1566 code for a protein of 521 amino acids. The record is from RefSeq and is a predicted model, not a curated record. The transcript has 5 exons.
AUGUCCGCCGACGAGAAGAACGGCACCGCCAUCCACCUUGAGGAUGGGGUCGACGAUGACGUUAAGGUCGCUCGGCAGCAGCAUGAAGUUCAGGACUCUGCGGCCCGCGGCUAUGUCGACGAGACCGUCAAGCUCACCCCUCAGCAGGACAAGGAGCUCUUCUGGAAGAUCAAUCGACGCGUCCUUCCGUUCCUCAUGCUGGCAUACUUUCUGCAGAGCAUCGACAAGAGCGCCACUGGCAUGUCUCUCAUCAUGGGGUGGCAGAAGGACGUGGGUUCGAAAGGUAACGACAUUCCCAAUGUAGCCUCCCUCUACUGGGCCGGUUACCUUUGCGCGGAACCCUUCGCCGCUCAAGUGGUUCGUCGUUUCCCGGUAGCCAAGUGUCUUGGAGGCGGCAUUCUCUGCUGGGCGGUACUCAAUGUCGGCCUCGCCUUUUGCAAGAAGGUGCCCGUCAUCUUGGCCAUUCGCUUCAUUCUUGGGUUUUCGGAGUCCCUAGUUGGUCCAUCGCUGCUCACUCUCACUGUGCAAUGGUACAAGCGGUCGGAGCAGCCAUUCACUAGCGCCUGCUGGCAAGUCAUGGUCGGCAUCAAUGUCAUUCACAACUCCCUCGUCGCCUAUGGAUUUUACCACAUCAAAUACCUCCACGGAAUGAACGGCUGGCAGUGGAUGACGCUCUACAUCGGUCUGCUGUCAUUCAUCUGCGGUGUGAUCCUCCUCACUUUCCUGCCCGACUCGCCUACCGAAGCUCGUUGGGCUACCGAGGAGGAGAAGGUCCUGCUCGUUGAAAGGGUGCGCGAGAACAACCAGGGCCUCAAGAACAAGACUUUUAAGCGCGACCAGGCUGUCGAGGCGCUGAAGGACCCCAUGACCUACCUCUAUUUCGCUCUUCCGUGUGUGGAAACUAUGGUCGUGGGCGGCAUCGGGGCGUUUGGCAGCCUGAUUAUCAACGAGGGCUUCAAGUUCGAUGUCCUUACCACCCAGCUCGUCACAAUUCCACAGGGAGUGUUUAUCGUGCUCACACAACUCCUCCUUGUAAGUACCCCCCGCAAGGAAGAGUCUGACAGGCAGUUGGCAGUUCUCAUCCCGCGUACCGGCCAGACGAUCCUGCCCAUUCUCGGCUUUUUGGUGCCCAACAUUGCCUGCACCAUCGUCAUGACCACCGUGGUCCCAACGCCCAAGACCAAAGCUGGCCUCCUCGUCGCAUACUACGGCCUUCAAUUUUUCCAGGCGGUGAACCCUGCUCUGCUCCUCAUGGUCCAGCGCAACUCAGCCGGGCAGACUAAACGGUCCAUCACUUACGCCGCGGCGUACAUGGGAUGGGGUGCUGGUAACACAGUCGCCGGGCAACUGUUCCGUCCCCAGUGGAAGCCGCGCUAUGUCCAAACCCUGUACAUCCAUCUGGCCCUCUACGUUGUGUUUGCCUGUCUUGCCGUUGUCGCCCGGGCGAUUCUUGCUCGUCGUAACAAGCAAAAGGAGGCUGCGCGCGCAGGCAAAGAGCCGGACAACCUCUUGGCUUUCGACGAUUUAACCGACAUUCAGAACCCGGACUUCGUCUACAUGUAUUGA